This is a messenger RNA of Hippocampus zosterae (dwarf seahorse), 1463 nucleotides long. Its product is annotated as platelet-derived growth factor receptor-like protein. NCBI's taxonomy places the organism in Eukaryota, Metazoa, Chordata, Actinopteri, Syngnathiformes, Syngnathidae. The record is from RefSeq and is a predicted model, not a curated record. Bases 140 to 1318 code for a protein of 392 amino acids. The transcript is spliced from 7 exons.
AGAAAGCAGCUGACCACUCACUUUGCGAGUUCUGCCCACCUUCUCCCGUGACUUCCCUCAUUCUUCUCCGUACUUCUUUUGACUUGCAUGCACCGAACUGUGUGAACUAACAAACGGCCGUCUUUGGUAAUCCCGCAUCAUGACUUUGGUGAACUUGCUUGGGUCGAAGUGGAGACUGGUGCUGAGUGCUCUUUUUAUUUGUAUCAUAAUCUCCGAGUUAGUUUAUUGUCAUAAAGAUGCUCAAGAGCAGAGGAGGAGUCGAGGGAAGGAGGCCAAAACUGGAAAGCCGAAACAGGCCAAAGCAGUAAAGAAAGGGCCCUUGCCUGUAAAACCUAAACCAAAGGUUAAAGCACCAAUGCAGGCUCAGAACUUACUCAUACAGGUGAUAAACAGAGGUAAGUUCAUGAAGGUGGGAGACACAAUAAGCGUGCACGCUGGAGACACUCUGGAGUUGAGGUGCAGGGGGAAACCUGUGCAGUGGGCCCUGCCAUCGUACCUGGAGGAGGAGGAUGAAGGCAGGCUCAGGAUUGUUCAGCAUGAACACUACGGUGUUCUGACACUCAUCAACACUACUGGUGCAGACACAGGGGAGUACACAUGCUACCCCAUGUUCUGUGAGGCUACAGAUUGCAGAAAGAACUACGACAAAGCUAUCAAAGUCUUUGCUUUCUUUCCUGACCCGCAGGAGCUGUUUGUCCCAUCGUCUGACUACUAUCAGGUAAUCCAGCUGAGAUCCAACUGGCCUACCCGCCUUCCCUGCCAGGUGACAUCACCCGCAGCCAAUGUAACGCUGCACCGCGAGUUCCCGCCAGUGGAGGUGGCAGUGGAUGGGACGGAGAUCUCUUUCAACGUGAAGAAAGGUUUCACCAUUCAUCGACCGCGACCUUAUCAUGCAGGUGCUUUGUACUGUGUGGCCAACCUGGGCGGCCUAAGGCAGAGCUCCACGAAGUACAUGCUCAUCUAUGUCAACUACCCCAUGGCUCCCCCCGCACCAGUCAUCCAGGCCAGUUCGACCUCUUUGACUGCUGGUGACAAUCUACGUGUCAGCUGCACUGUGAUGGGAGAGAGGAAUGUGGCAGUAGAGAUCACAUGGGAGUACCCGGGACAGCAGAUCGGGAGGCCUCUGUAUACACUCGAGAGUAUCAAUUCAGUUGGUGGGAGCGCAGCUGGUCAGCAGAUUCAGUCCAUUCUCUUGGUGGACGAGGUGAGGGACGUGGACCAAGGAGCAUACACUUGCACUGGUGAGAAUCUCCAAGGGUCCAAAUCCGUGUCCACCACAGUCAAAGUGCUUCCCAAAGCUAAACCUCCAAAACCAUGAAGCGCCUUUCAUUUGACACCCAGCAUGUUUCACUUUUGUGGAAAAUUCCGAUAAGGACAUAAAACCAGCAGAAAAAUAAUGUGAAUACAUGUAACAUUUAAUAUUGUGCAUCCCAGUUGAUCUAUUAAACUUCUUUUUAGACAUA